CUGGCGGGCGAAGCUCUGCCAGCAGCUUCCGGCCAUGUCGUAUCCUCAGGGUUACUUGUACCAGCCGUCGGCUUCCUUGGCCCUCUAUUCCUGCCCGGCGUACAGCACCAGCGUGAUCUCCGGCCCCAGGACGGAUGAACUGGGCAGAUCGUCCUCCGGCUCGGCUUUUUCCCCGUACGCCGGCUCGACCGCCUUUAGCGCUCCCUCGCCCGGCUACAACUCCCACCUCCAGUACGGCACUGAUCCGGCGGCGGCGGCGGCGGCCGCAGCUGCCUUCUCCUCUUACGUGGGCUCCCCUUACGACCACACUCCCGGCAUGGCGGGCUCCUUGGGGUACCAUCCCUACGCCGCUCCCCUGGGCUCCUACCCCUACGGGGACCCAGCUUACCGAAAGAACGCGACUCGGGACGCCACCGCCACGCUGAAGGCCUGGCUGAACGAGCACCGGAAGAACCCCUACCCCACCAAGGGUGAGAAGAUCAUGCUGGCCAUCAUCACCAAGAUGACCCUCACGCAGGUCUCUACCUGGUUCGCCAACGCCCGCCGGCGCCUCAAGAAGGAGAACAAGAUGACCUGGACGCCGCGGAACCGCAGCGAGGACGAGGAGGAAGAGGAGAACAUCGACCUGGAGAAGAACGACGAUGAGGAUCCAGCCAAACUGGAGGAGAAGGGCGAGCCAGACCCGGCCCAGCUCGGCACAGGAGACCCGAAAGGCGUCGGAGCUGGCAAAGAAGCCGACGGCGCCUCCAGCGACUCGGAUUGUAAGGAGAGCCCCGAGCAGGCGCUUCCCAAAGGAGCCGCCGGCGCCUCGCCGCCUUUGGUGCACUGCGGACCGGCGGGCCGCCUCCUCCUCCAGGCUCACCACCAGCAGCUGCUGCACCCGGGGGGCGGCAGCGACGAG
Molecule: messenger RNA, 901 nt
Organism: Python bivittatus (Burmese python)
Lineage: Eukaryota; Metazoa; Chordata; Lepidosauria; Squamata; Pythonidae
Source: RefSeq, a predicted model, not a curated record